AUGGUGAGCGUUGAAGUGACAGCAGAAAGUGAACAUUCAUCAUGGAUUGAUUUUAAACCUGGUCGAAGGUUUGGUAAAUGGCGGAUAAAAAAUAAAUUAGAUGGAGGCGGUUUCGGACAGGUAUAUCGUGUGGAGCAUAUUCAGGAACAUGGUCGGUACGCUGCAUUGAAAGCUGAACCGAAUGAUAUUGAAGGAGGAUCAGCGAUCAAACUUGAAAUUAUGAUAAUAAACUUUCUAAAUCGUGAUGGUGAUAAACCGCAUGUGGUGAAAUUGUUUCAUGCUGCAAAACAUAAAAAGUUUUCAUACAUGAUUGUUACAUUACUUGGUGAAAAUCUUCGAACACUUAAAAUAAAUUGUUCGGAAGAAUAUUUAUCAGUGGGAACAUGGUCCCGUAUUGGUAUCCAAUGCCUGUACGGAAUCAAAUUAUUGCAUGAUAUCGGUUUUGUACAUCGUGAUAUCAAGCCAGCCAAUUUCGUGAUGGGACAUCAAGGUGACGCGGAACAUGCACGAUGUGUUCACAUCUUGGAUUUUGGAUUGGCACGCAAUUAUGCCUUUGAAAAGCGUAGAGGUCAUUGGAUAGCACGGCGAGCUCGUCGUUCGGCGGAAUUCCGUGGCACAAUGCGUUAUUGCUCACCCUCAGUUCAUGAAAAGAAAGAACAGGGACGUAAGGACGAUAUCUGGUCACUGAUUUAUUUGCUGAUUGAAAUGCAUUGUGGUUUACCGUGGCAACAUGAAAGAGAUAAAGAACAACUGGAAAUAAAAAAAAUGAACAUAACCGACAAAGAUUUGUUGUGUCAUUUCCCAGAAGAAUUACAUCCAAUAGUACCACAUUUACGAAAACUGAAUUGCUACAAUCGUCCCGAUUAUACUAUGAUUCAUAAAUGCUUUCUUAAAUUAAUCGAACGGUUUGACGUAAGCUAUGAUGAUCGAUAUGAUUGGGAAUCUGAUUUACAACUUCAAUAUGUGUUGAAGCAUCGAAAAAAAAGACCGGAGUAUGAGCAUGCUGAAGAAUUUUUUGCAUUUGAUCCUAUCAAAAUAAACGGACCACCGCCGGCCGGAUUAAAUAUGCGUCGAAAUAAAACGACAGAAACAGCGGAAGAUUUAGAGGAAAUGAUAGCCAACAAUUCAUCUCUGUUAAAAGCAAAAGUACAACACAGUCAACCAAAAAAGACAUUGAAUCGAUGA
Messenger RNA from Loa loa (African eye worm), 1185 nucleotides. Its product is annotated as CK1/TTBKL protein kinase. The record is from RefSeq and is a predicted model, not a curated record. Gene Ontology annotation, biological process: signal transduction; peptidyl-serine phosphorylation. Gene Ontology annotation, cellular component: cytoplasm; nucleus. Lineage: Eukaryota; Metazoa; Nematoda; Chromadorea; Rhabditida; Onchocercidae. Gene Ontology annotation, molecular function: protein serine/threonine kinase activity; ATP binding. The coding region runs from base 1 to 1185 and encodes 394 amino acids. The transcript has 9 exons.